AGAAGUCCUCCUUUGGAAAGUAUUUUCUAAACCUUUGAUACAGUGAAUGAAAAUCUAAAUUACAGUGCAGAACACAGUAGAAAUAAAGUGAAGUUACUCUACAAUGGAAAUAGUAACUGUACGUCUGUCACGAUGACACGUGGGCUUGAUUGUAAUAUAUUUUCAUUUUUUAAAGCAAAAUAAACCGUAAAAUGACAGAGAACCAUGUAACAUAAUUGGCAAUCGGUUUAAACCAAUAAAAUGUUUCGAAUCAUACCUGUAAGUCUAUGCACUGAAGUUGCUAAAGACAUUUAGAUACCUGCCUAUGUCUAUUUUAUGAAUGUUUCUAUCUUUAAAUACAACAAAUAUGUUUUUACACCACCAAGGUGUGUAUCGGAUGUGUAAUGCGAGAGCUUAAAUCCAUUUCACCUAAAAUGACCUCAAGAUAGCAUACUGGUUUAAAGACAACUCAACACUGAUUGCGUACAUUGCAAAGUGCCUUUGUAUUAAAACAACAGCUUUAUUGUAAUUAGCAUUUAAUCCGCAGAAUAUGUAUAUGCAACACGUAUCCGAUGAAAUACAGCACAAAGGCACUCAUUGUAACAAUGAGUAAACCUGACAUCUCAACUGAAUGUUUUAUAGCAACCGACGGUCAAGAAAAAGAAAGAAAACAAGGCAUUAUGCUUUACCCGAAAGGCUCAUAAUUCUCAACGUGAGCUGAGCCGAUGUGAACAACCCUGCAGAUGAAGAGUUUGCAUCUUUCGCAUCGCCCAAUUUACAAACAUCAUGUGGGGUCAAAACGAAACCCGAAAACACUCUGACUGUAAGACGACUAAAACAUCCCUGACAUAUACUUCAUUGCUUAAAACUACUGGAACAUUUCAGACCAAUAGAAGGUCUGCGAUGUUCAUAAUCAACGUGAGAAUCACUGGGAAGGGCUUUUUAGUAACUGCAGAAACUAUGAACAAAGGAGCACAAAGGAAAGCAUUACUAUGGAAACAAUAAUGGGAACGCAGAACAUCAUACAAUCCUCUACUAAAUAAAUUCUCUUAAGUUGUGACUAAUCACAGAUAACACUUUUCAAACACUGAAAAUAGAGAGGAUGUGAUUAAAGUCAACAUGAAAUGGCAUUUACAAAGCAUUUACUCCUGUCAUGCAACAUAUUCCACAGCCAAAUGCUGUAGUAAGUGGGUGUCGUAAUAACAAUAUUGUUCAGAAGUUUGGGGAUGGUUAGAUUUUGUAAUGUUUUUAAAAGAAGUCUGCAUCUAUUUGAUCAAAAAUGCAGUAAAAACUACGGAUCCCCUAUAGAGACAUGCUGAUGGGAGGAAAUGCAACAUUUCUCAGUGGAACGCAAUACUUUUGUGAGAGAAUAAAAAUGUUUAAUGAGAGAUUGCAAAUGUUUUGAGAGAAAUCGCAAUUGUUUUAUGAGAUCGCAAGUAUUUUACAGUAGAUGGCAAAUGUUGUGCGAGAGACUGCAAAUGUUGUGUGACAGAUCGCAAAUGUUUUGUCAGAGAUCACAAAUGUUUUACGAGAAUGCAAAUGUUUUGCGAGAAAUUGCACAUUUUAUGAGAGAAGCAAAUAUUGUGUGGCAUCGCAAACGUUUUACGAGAGAUCGCAAUUGUUUAUCAAGAUCGCAAAUAUUUUGUGAGAAAUUGCACGUGUUACGAGAGACAGCAAAUAUUGUGCGACAUCGCAAAUGUUUUACGAGAUCGCAAAUUUUGUCACGAUAUUGCAAUUGUUUUACAAGAUCGCAAAGAUUUUGUGAGGUUGCACGCUUUACAAGAGAUGGCAAAUAUUGUGCGACAUUGCAAAUGUUUACGAGAUGCAAAUAUUUUGCGAGAGAUUGCACGUGUUUUUACGAGAGACGGCAAAUAUUGUGCGACAUCGCAAAUGUUUUACGAGAUCGCAAAUUUUGUCACGAUAUUGCAAUUGUUUUACAAGAGAUUGUAAAUGUUUUACAAGAUCGCAAAGAUUUUGUGAGGUUUGCACGCUUUACGAGAGAUGGCAAAUAUUGUGCGACAUUGCAAAUGUUUACGAGAUGCAAAUACUUUGCGAGAGAUUGCACGUGUUACGAGAGAUGGCAAAUAUUGUGCGACAUCGCAAAUGUUUUACGAGAUCGCAAAUUUUGUCACGAUAUUGCAAUUGUUUUACAAGAGAUUGUAAAUGUUUUACAAGAUCGCAAAGAUUUUGUGAGGUUUGCACGCUUUACGAGAGAUGGCAAAUAUUGUGCGACAUUGCAAAUGUUUACGAGAUGCAAAUACUUUGCGAGAGAUUGCACGUGUUACGAGAGAUGGCAAAUAUUGUGCGACAUCGCAAAUGUUUUACGAGAUCGCAAAGAUUUUGUGAGGUUGCACGUUUUACGAGAGACGGCAAAUAUUGUGCGACAUCGCAAAUGUUUUACGAGAUUGCAAAUUUUGUCAUGAAAUUGCAAUUGUUUUACAAGAGAAUUUGCAAUCUCGUAAAACAUUUGCGAUUGUUUUACAAGAGAUUGCAAAUGUUUUACAAGAUCGCAAAUGUUUUGUGAGGUUGCACAUUUUACGAGAGACGGCAAAUAUU
This is a messenger RNA of Sinocyclocheilus grahami, 2535 nucleotides long. RefSeq lists its product as uncharacterized. Bases 1362 to 2402 code for a protein of 346 amino acids. The record is from RefSeq and is a predicted model, not a curated record. The transcript is spliced from 2 exons. NCBI's taxonomy places the organism in Eukaryota, Metazoa, Chordata, Actinopteri, Cypriniformes, Cyprinidae.